AUGAUAGGAUUGCCUCACGAGAGCCUGGAAGCCUUGAGAAAGACGAAGAGGGACAGGAUGAACUUCUCCGCUCUGCUGAGUUUGCUGCUGAUGGCACCGGUGUGUGUGAUGCCACACACGUGCUGCUUUACCUGCAGCCAGGGGUGCGACUGGAACAGCACUUCAAGCUGGUUGCCGCCCGGAGCCACACUCACCAAAAUCCCCAGCCCGGAGACCACGAGGAUCGCAGCUCGAUCCUUUACCCCGUGGAACUACAUUAGCGACACAGACGCAGACAGAAUCCCGCAGACUAUAUGGACCGCCUACUGCCAACACAAGAAAUGUUGGCAGAAUCAGGGGGUUGAGUUUGCGCUCAACUACACCAUCACCGUCUUCUAUCGGCGGCCCUGCCCAGAUAGCUCACGCUACCAUCUGGUUCCCGGUAAAUUCACUGUAACAGUGGGCUGCACGUGUAUCCAUCGCAGGACCAUGUCCCUCGCUACCACGGGCUAG
Messenger RNA from Scleropages formosus (Asian bonytongue), 492 nucleotides. RefSeq names its product interleukin-17A-like. The record is from RefSeq and is a predicted model, not a curated record. The transcript has 3 exons. Gene Ontology annotation, cellular component: extracellular region. The coding region runs from base 1 to 492 and encodes 163 amino acids. Gene Ontology annotation, molecular function: cytokine activity. Lineage: Eukaryota; Metazoa; Chordata; Actinopteri; Osteoglossiformes; Osteoglossidae.